This is a messenger RNA of Paramormyrops kingsleyae, 8282 nucleotides long. It is a transcript of the gene ttbk1b, whose product is annotated as tau tubulin kinase 1b. Gene Ontology annotation, biological process: protein phosphorylation. The record is from RefSeq and is a predicted model, not a curated record. Gene Ontology annotation, molecular function: ATP binding; protein kinase activity. NCBI's taxonomy places the organism in Eukaryota, Metazoa, Chordata, Actinopteri, Osteoglossiformes, Mormyridae.
AAACCAAUGCCCUCGUGCGCCGCCUGUCGCGAGAAAGAUGUAGAGUACUGGGCGCGUGAAAAUCCGGAGGCUGAACUGCAGUGCGGACAAAAAAUGUAACCGAGGAAAGGGGAAGCAGGAUUGAGCCGGAAUCAUCUGGUGUGAAAUAUUAAUUAAACAGUUUUUAUUUGGACUUAUUUGCCUAUUAUCAAUUUGUCGUCCCUAAGUUAAGCGAAAACUGAACUAACGGUCAUAGUUACCAGGCAAAAAUUGUGUGAAAUUUGUUAAUGCACCAGCUCCCACCUCGACUUUUCUGUCGUCGUGAACCUUGCGCUCUAAUUUAUUUAAAAGUAUAAUUGACCCUGAAUAUGCGUGGCUCGGUUGUAGGAACGAAUUCGAAUUUGGAUAUUGUAGUCAUUUUUCUUAACUAAAUUACAGCCGGCGCGGGUUUGCCGAACACCGAAAUUUUCUUCCAGGGUUUGCAGGAUAAAUAAAGACGAGGAGAUGCGGUGCCGGCCUCCAGAAAUCCCGCAUAAAUCCAUCAGAAACCUGUGUGAAUAAAGCCAGGUGUCCGGAGAACUGCGGCGCUGAUGCUCCGGGGUGUUAAAGGAGCGGAUCCCCGCUCGCCUGAAUAGGGCGACAUCACUGUUUACGGGCUUUCGUUGGUCCUUCACCGUGGAAGGAAGAUAAAAAAUAAAAACAGAGUCUGCAGUGUUUGGAAACGCGAAGUCCCAGAUGAAGGUUACGAAAAGAAGACGGAAAGGAACGGCCGUCUACCUUAGUCUGUGUGCCAGAUAAAUGGCUCAUUUAAGCUGGGAGCUAGCCGAGUCCUCGCCAGCUGGCAGAUGCAGUGCCUAGCAUCAGCUAUCCAGGACGAGACAAACAUGAACGGGGCCGGGGAGCAGGCUGACAUCCUGCCUCCCAACUGCAUGGUCAAGGACCGAUGGAAAGUGCUGAAGAAAAUUGGAGGCGGCGGGUUCGGGGAGAUCUACGAGGCCCUCGACCUGCUGACGAAAGAGAAUGUGGCACUGAAGGUGGAGUCGGCUCAGCAGCCCAAACAGGUUCUCAAGAUGGAGGUCGCCGUCCUGAAGAAACUGCAAGGAAAAAAUCAUGUGUGUAAGUUCAUCGGCUGUGGACGAAAUGAGAAGUUCAACUACGUGGUGAUGCAAUUGCAGGGAAGAAACCUCGCCGACUUGAGAAGAAGCCAGCCACGGGGAACCUUCACCAUAAGCACAACACUGCGUCUCGGAAAGCAGAUCCUGGAAUCGAUAGAAGCCAUUCACUCCGUUGGGUUCCUGCACAGGGACAUCAAACCUUCGAAUUUCGCGAUGGGAAGGCUGCCUUCCACGCACAGGAAGUGCUACAUGCUGGACUUCGGCCUGGCGCGGCAGUACACCAACACCAAUGGAGACGUCCGGCCUCCGAGAUCUGUCGCAGGAUUUCGGGGGACGGUCCGCUACGCCUCGGUCAACGCGCAUAAAAACAAAGAAAUGGGUCGCCAUGACGAUUUGUGGUCUUUAUUUUACAUGUUGGUAGAGUUUGCCGUUGGUCAGCUGCCGUGGAGGAAAAUAAAAGACAAGGAGCAAGUGGGGCAGAUCAAAGAGAGGUACGACCAUCGGAUGCUGCUGAAGCACAUGCCUUCUGAGUUUCACACCUUCCUGGACCAUGUGCUGAGCCUCGACUACUACACCAAGCCGGAUUAUCAGCUGUUGAUGUCGGUUUUCGAGAACAGCAUGAAGGAGCGCAUCAUCACAGAGAACGAGCCCUUUGACUGGGAGAGGGCGGAGACUGACUCAGUGAUGUCAACCAGCACGUCCACGCCCCCCCAACACAACACGCGGCAGACGGCCGCCAUGGUGGGGGUGGUGAAUGUGACGCCCAUACCUGGAGACGUGCAGAGGGAGAACACGGACGAUGUGCUGCAGGACGAGCACCUGAGCGACCAGGAGAACGCGCCCCCCACGGCCCCCGGCCGGCACGCUGAAGGCGGCCUCAUGCCCCCCGAAGGCGAGGGCUGGGAGGACACCGAUUUCAACCGCAAUAAACUCAGGAUCAGCAUCGGCAAGGCGCAGGUCGGUGCAGAGGAAGAGCACGGCCCCGGGCCAUACCCCACCGCCCCAGGACAGGGGGGCCUGCCAGAGACUCCCAGCAUGCAGAUGCGCUCUGCCCGCUACCAGCGUGCCCACAGCCCCGAAUCGGAGCGACUAUCUGCCGCCGAGGGCAGAGCUGACGGCCACGACAAGCGGUCGCGUAUGGACAUGCUGGGCUCCCCUUCCCGGCACCUGUACUCCUCGCAACCGGCACAGAUGCUGUCUUUGGAAACGGUGCAUGGGGACCGGCAGGCCAGCGGUCGCCUGGAGGUGUCGGCCUCCGUGGAGCACGAGGCGCUCAGCAACGCCUUCCGCUCCGUGCCGCUGGCCGAGGAGGAGGACUUCGACAGCAAGGAGUGGGUCAUCAUCGAUAAGGAGGCCGAGCUGCGCGACUUCCACCCGGGCGCUGAACCCACCACCUCGGGCACCACUGACGAGGAGCCAGAGGAGCUGCGCCCCCUGGAGGAUGGGGAGGAGCGGCGGAGGCGCGGUGCCGUUGGGGAGGUGGUGGUACGGCCCAAGGAAGGCCGGGUCCGGGGCAUGCUGCCGCUAGCCGAGGAGGACGCCCUCCGCAGAAGUCCCACCCGCCGCCCGUCCAGCUCAGAAGGGCCUGGCCCGAGUCCCGCCCAGUCGCCCUGCCACUCGCUGCCUUCCACACGGCCCAAGCGCAGGGAGUCGGACCCCACUGGACCACACAGACUGGUUCAACAUUUGGACCCUUUAUUGGUGCCUUCUGGUCCGCCUUACCGAGACUUCAGAGCAAAGGAGCGCAUUUCCGGCAGAGAUGCUCCGAGUAGUCUUCCUGAGGCACGGUAUAAGAGGGUGGACUUUGCGACCACCAUGAUCGCUGGCACGCUGUCAGUGUUCCCCCAUGAUGCCACGGCUCCCCCCCCAGAGCAGAACAACGUGGACGAGGCAGAAACACCCAAGAGUGAGUCAAGCAGCGAGGCCAGUCAGAAAAGCACUGAGCGCAGCCAAGAUGGCGCCCCCUCCACGCUCCUGGCUGAUGAUCAACGGGAGUCCAAGGGACAGGUCUCCACAGUGGAGCCAGACCUUGAGCUGGAGGAGGCCUCUAGGACGCUCGUUCUUUUCUCACCUGGAGAUGCUAGGAAGUGCUUGGGAGGGGGGGACGUUGAUCUGGGAACUAUGGCAGCAAUCACCCCACAGACUGAGAGGCUGCAGCCAAUGGGGAGCCAGCUGGACGUCUCUGAGCCCGGCACGCUGUCCUCGGUGUUGAGAUCCGAGCCGAAGCCCCUCGGCACUACCACUGGCGCCUCCUCCCCACUCACCAAAGUUGAGCGCACGUUCAUCCACAUCGCCGAGACCUCCCACCUGAACGUGAUGUCUUCCAGCGGCCAGCAGGUGAGGCACGAGGACCGCGGCCUCUCCCGGGUCUCAGAGGAGCCCUCGGGUGACGAUGGAGAGAAUGUGGUGGAGGGCGAGAUCGCGGAGGAAAACGGCGAGUUUGGCUCGCUGGAGAAGGAGCCCGAGCUUAACGGCUGUGCUCCGGCAGCUGGCCAUUCUGGAUCUCCUCCCACUGAAAGGGUGCUUGUCGAGAAUGGUGCUUGUGUUUCUGUGGAAAGUACAGAGUUCAGAGAGGACGGCGGUACUCCUCCUGUCUUUGUGGGCCCUGAUGUCAUCUCGGCUUUCCCACCUCCACCAGUCAGUGUGGAGGUUCUGCCGAAGUCCCCCGCCAAGGAGGUACUGGUGGAGCAAGUCGCCGCUGGGCCCCUGGUGGAGCUCAGGUCCACCAAGCUGCCGAGACCCCUGCCCCGGAGCCGGAUACCCAUCCUCAUGUCUGAAGAGGACACGGGUUCGGAUCAGUCGGCCUCCCAGUCCUCCCGGGAGCGACUGGGUAAACGAGCGAGGCAGCAGCGCCUGGCACGCCUGGUGGUGGAGAAGCAGCAGAGCCGUCUGCUGAGGAUGGCCUCGUCCUCCGUGUCCUCGGGCGACGAAGGCAGGCCGGCGUCCGAGACCCUGUCGGCCACCGGCUCUGAGGAGGACACUCACGACUCCGACGACUCCCCUGGCAGGAAAGCGCUCGUUCCCAAAUCCCGCGAGCAUGAGAUUGGACCGGACCGGCCGCAGAGCCGGAUCCCACGCCCUGUGACGCCGAUAAAGAGGACGUCGGGCCAUUUCACAUCCGUACCCACACCACUGCCCUUCAAAGCCGCACCCACUCCUCUGAAUAGGCUUCAGACUCGGGGCAAAGCCGUGCUGUACACCCCAGGCGAGCCGAAAUCGCCCCCGAUGCAGUCCAAGCCCCGCCCCACACCCGGGCCACCCAUGUACUGCACCAGUCCCAGGAUGCCGUCGAGGGCAGGGUCCCGGCCCCCGCCCGUGGCCACAGCCCCCCGCAGCUUGAGCGCCUCCCCCCGCAGUUACUCCACCUCGCGGACUGACAGCCCCUCCCCGCAGCGGCAGCGCCGGCAGACGGCUGCCAUCGAGGUGAGGCGUCAGUUCAUUUCUGUCCGGGCCAACAUGGCGGCCCCGCUCAAGCCCCGCCCCCCGCCGGGCAGCCCCCCCGAGGACUCCGCAUUCGGGCCGCCCGCCGCCGCCAAGCCCGGCAGGAGGGCUAAGCCGCUGCCGCAGGCCUCGGUCCUGCCCGCCAAGAGCAGGGCGGCCACCAGAUAAUAACAUGCACUCCAGAAGCAUCCGCCCGUGGCGAAUCCACGCUUCUCAGCCUGCUCCGGAGUAACUCCUCGCCUCCCCCAGGCCGAACAAACUGCUUCCAGUUUACCACCAACCCCAUGUUCCAGGCUGCUGUCUGAGGGGUUCGCUUGCCAAAAUGGGUCGGGUGAGCUUGGACCGCCUUUGAGAUCUGGGUCACAGCAACGUUGAGGGACCGAUUCAACCGCAGGUCUGUUGUAUUGACAAAUAGUCAGAGUUAUAAACGUAUAACUCAGCCAGGUUUAAACCUCUCUGGCCGAAUGAUUGACCUCUGGCUGUGCUCAGUGUUCAAGGCUAACCAUGGGUAUCAUAAAUGGUAAAUAUAAAGUAAAAUUUGUGUCAACACAUUGUAUCACCAAGCAGCUGGUAAUGGUGAUGGGAAUGUGUCCCUACAAACCAAAAACAACACAAUUCAGUUUUUUAUUUGAAGAGCUGGUUUAACACUUACCUAAACAUGUUGCUCAACAUACCAACAAGUUCCCACAUCUUAGAAUGUCUUGAAACAUAACCCAGUCAAUUUGUUAAGGGUGAAAAAUGUGUAGCACAUACUGCUAAUAUUCUAACCCUUUUAGGGUGCUGAGCUUUUACCUUGAUGUUCAUGAUUGCACAUGAUUGUGAGGCCAGAGAUCACCCAAACUCCAACGGAUGGAUUUCUGUGUGGUCCUUUGAGCUACAGGGGUCUGCCUGAAAAAUGUUUGUUUGGUCUGAGGGGGGAGACGGUACCACUGUGGGUGCAAAAGCAUAGAUACGGCGAGACAGAGGAUCCUGGAAAGAUCCGUAGUGAGUUGAGCCGUGUUUGGCGGUUCUGACGAGGUCCUCUGCGCUUGCUUAUGACCCCUGGCCAGAAACAGCAUACCUUUUACAAAGAUACGUUCUCACUGUCUGAUAAUAGUUUACCCAGAGUAUGUAUAUAUUAUAUAUAUUUAUUUCUCGGAGAUGUAAUCUUUAUUUUUAUCCGGUAGGUUCUUUUGAAACAUAUUGUUUUCUCUCCUUUAAUUUUGCAAGAUGGGAUCCGUAUAUGAAUUCUGAGCGGUGACAAACACGGGGUAGAGUUUGGCAUUCCCCGGAGAGAGGAGACCUCGGCUCACGGGAUGACGAGAGAGUCUCCAUGCCUCGUUAGGCACAAAUGCAUUAAUUAUAAGUGGUGGCGUGUUUCAGCAGACGAGACCUAACAUUACCGAACAGAAAGUGACGUUAAUGUCACAACUGCUGAAGCGAUGUUCCGGUUCUGUAGCCGGUAGCUGGGAGACAAUGGUUGAGGUUAUUUAUUCUGUUAACAGGUCUUGUGAGGAGGUACAUAGAGAGGAGUAGGUGUACAACAGCAGCUAAUACUGUGGCGAUUUAAGCGACACUGAGGAGUAAGCGUUUAAUGUACAGAAACCUGGACAGUUUGGGAAGCUUCUGUAAAGUUCUUCAUCAGUCUAAGAAACCACAGCCUUGGGCACAGAAACUGGCAUAUGUGAAGGCUAGUCCGAAACGACGGCCCAGACAGAGCGCAAAGAGCCAGGUGUCGUACCGCAGCACAGGCAACUGCAGGACAAAAAACUUGACUUCCAGCUGUUGACAUCGGUGCUGUAAUUCUCUGCAUAAUGUCUGCAUAAUUAAUUGAAUCAUCGGUUAUUUAAAUCGCUAAUCGGUUCUGCAUUCCGGGGAAGGCUCCAUUUUGCCACUGUCAAUGGCCAACAUAUUUUACUGUAUGUUUAUUUGCACACGACAAUCAUAACCUAGAUUUAAAACAUUAAAGUCAAGCAUGCCCGUUUCAGCCUGUUAGAAAAGCACUUACGGGCCCAUAUUUUCGAAUCCCACCUUGGAUUCUUGUAUCCUCUCCACAGGCCAGUUCAGUAAUUUCGACCUUGGUGGGGGAUCAACAACUCCCAGGACAUGCUUAUCGUCUGGGGCUGCCGUCUGUCGCAAGGCCUUUAAAUGUGAAUUUCACAUGAGAUGCCCGGUCGCAUAAUGCAGCGCAAAGACGAAACCGUCCAAAUCAAAAGACAAUUCAAUAUGGAUUGACGUGAGAGAAACACUUGAGAACUAUGUAAAUGUUACUCAGUCAAAGUUAUUAAGAUGUUGAGAAGAUAUAGGUGAUAUGGGAAGGUUAGCUGUGAGUGACUGUUGGGACACUUACUGGUUUCUUUAAACCCGAAGUCUGCCAGCAUGGCUGCACGCAACAGCCAUGUUUUGACAAUCCAACCUCGCUGCUUAGACAGACAGACAGUGUUGCCAGUGUCCCCAUCGGUCCAGCGAGACUGAAAUCCAGGAAUUCUGACUUUGACCGUGAGUCUCUGGAACGGACGGCUGUGUCCGGAUGUAAACGCCCUGCACCACACGUCUCCCAUGAGAUUCCUGUUGCCGUAACCACUGGUCCCAGCUACCACUAUUGCCAGUAACGCUAACACCCUUCCGUCAUGGUUGAAUAACAUCAGAACGGAGGUAUUUAGCUUCUUAAUAUGAUGAAAUCCCCACACUCCAGUUCCCUGUGCAUGUUGACACCAGUGGCAGAUAAUUCGACUUGUUUUGAGAGGUUUCUGAUGUGAUCUGUCUGUGAAUGAACAUUUUGCUUUUCGUAAACACAUCCGGUGUCAUCAAAUAGCUUGGGCCCUUCUUGUGAAAGUGUAAACCUGAAUGGAGUUUGCCUAAAGAAAUAUAUAUUUCUUCUAAAGUUUGGAGUUUCAUGCUGCCCUGGACAAAGCAUUAAAUGAGCCGAUUUAAUUACUAUUUUGUUUUGCGUCACUAUCUGAAGUGGAGUUUAUAGUGCUUGAUGUGGCCACCAGGGUGCGCUGUCUGGGUUCAAUUGGCCAGGGGUUGGGUUGCAGCAUCAGUCAGAAAUAAAGUAAAAGGGGCUGCUCAUGUAUGUGCGUAGUCAUAAAGCAGGGAGAGAGGAUUUUAUCAUGUCCGUAAGAGUAACAAAUCUUCCACAAAUAACGGAAAUGAACUGCUCUCGCCUAUAAUCGUGAAACGAUUAGCAUCUCUCACAAAAAACACAGAAUAAACACACACACACACACACACACACACACACACACACACUGCUUUUUUUGUCCACAUCUAUCACAUCACCACAGUUGAGAUGUCGAGAGGUCAGUCCAGGGUAGCCUGAGCAUUAAGCGACGUGAGCGACUGACCAAGCUCUCACCUGAAAGCACAGAUGCCCCGUGCAGAACUGGCCGGCGCUGUACUCACACACACACAUUGCCCGCGCCACACAAGGGGGGGGGGGGGAUGGGGACAAAGGGCAAGCAAAAGACACAGCGGGAGGACCAAGUCAAAGAUUAUUCUUGUUUUCUUUUUUGUUUUGUUUUCAAAAAAGCAGCAAAAGCAAUGUUUACACGUUUAAAGCAGAAUGUAAAAAAAUACUGCAUGAUAGGUGAUAUCUGGCCAAAUAAAAUGGUUUGUGUAUUAUGGGAGGUAUUGUGAGGAUUCAUUUGCCAUUUGUUAUUUUUCUUAGCCCCCCCCCAUAUCCAACUAUUUGUCAGUACAAUCUGGCUCUGUGGACUGUAACAACCGACAUGCAUAACCAUGCUAUUAAAAGACCCUCUCUUUUAA